Molecule: messenger RNA, 3119 nt
Organism: Soboliphyme baturini
Lineage: Eukaryota; Metazoa; Nematoda; Enoplea; Dioctophymatida; Soboliphymatidae
Source: the annotation of a GenBank genome assembly
AUGAAUUCCGAAAGUUCAGAUGACUCUGCCCACAGCAUCGAGGAAAUUGAUCUGGACGCCCUUGAAACUAAGGUGAAACAAAAUCCAUCGAACUACCAGGCACAUCUGGAGUUGGUAAACGCUUGUCGCCGAAGCGGUGAAUUUGAUCGUUUGAAGACAGCGAGGCAUAACAUGCAGGCAGUGUAUCCUCUCUCGGCUGAAUUGUGGUUGGAAUGGACGAAGGAUGAGCAGAAAAUCGGCACUGGGGUUUCAGAACUUAAGAAAUUGUUCGAUUUGGCGGUGCAGGAUUAUUUGUCGGUGGAGCUGUGGCUGGAAUACGCCCUCUGGGGAUGCUCUCACUUCAGUAUCGACGAGGCAAGGGCCGUGUUCGAGAGAGCUGUUCAGGCAGCCGGUUUGCACGUAGCAGAGGGCUUGCUUAUUUGGGAAGCAUACCGUCAGUUCGAGCUGUCUCUGCUGGAAGAAUUGUCUCCCGUUAAGGCAGACAGUGACAAAGAUAACGAACCGAAACAACAAGACGACUAUCCCAAACAAACCUUGUUCGAUGAGCAACGCGAGCGGUUUAGGCGAGUGUUUGUUCGACAGCUAUGUCUGCCGCUGAUGGACAUGGAACAAGGCAUGAAAGACUACACAGAGACAUUUGGGGCUGAAGCAGUGGAUUCAUCAUUGGACUACAAUUACAAAAGUGCACUGAAAGUACUGGCCCAACUGAAACCGUUCGAAUCACAGCUGAAAGAAGCCGGUAAAAAAACCGCUGACGUCUAUUCGAAGUACCUCGACCUUGAAGAAACCUUGAAAAACCCCGCACGGUUACAAUGCCUCUUCGAGAGGGCGGUUGCUGACCACUGUCUCGAUGGCGCCCUUUGGCUGCGAUAUGUUCGAUGGCUUGACAAUGAGCUAAAAGACUCAAACGUCAGUCUGAGUGUCUACGAACGCGCAGUCCGAAACUGUCCAUGGACAACAGUGUUAUGGCAGGAGUAUGCAAUGUCCUGUGAACGUUUUGGUCUGCUGUGGGAGCAGAUCGAAAAGGUGAUGAAAUGUGCGUUAGAGGCUGGUUUCAGCAGCGUCAGUGAAGCGGCGGAGUUGUGGUUACAGUACGCAUACCAAUGUCGUCGAAGACAAGGGAUGUCUGGUAAUGAAGUGACCGCGGAGGUGCAAAAAAUUUUUUGCGAAGGGGCCGCGUUUCUGAAGGAGAAGUUCGGUGGCGACUGCUGGGAUCCGGAGUUUUAUUACCGGAAAUGCUGGGCACGAUUUGAGGCCCGUCACAACAUUGAACUUUUCAGGGAAUUGUGGGACUCGAUACUAAAGGAAGGUAACUGUCGUUUCGCUAAUGUAUGGUUGGAAUAUAUUGCUUUGGAACGACAGUUCGGAAACACGCAGUCUGCGCGCAGGCUCUACCAAAAAGCCGCUAAUUCUGUGUCUGACUUUCCCGAAGCUUUGUUUCAAUGCUGGAUUCAGUUUGAAAGAGAGGAGGGUACACUGCAAGACUUGGAUUUUGCUAGGAAGAAAGUGGAACACUACAUGGAACGACUUCACCAACGCCAGGCCCAGACGAAUGCAAGAGCCAACAAAUCGAACAGAAGAAUGCAGCGGGAAGGGAGAAAUUCCGACAGAACAGCUACAAUUGAUGCUCACAAUGGUAGCGAAAGACGUGACUCCAGAAAAUCCAUCAACGCCAGCAAGAACCGCCGUUUAGUAUCUUCCGACAAAGCUGCUGUUCCCCUAGGUGGCAUCCCGGAUACCAUGGACACAAGUCAGCGUACGAAACGGGACGGCGAUGGCUUUGUGAUACCCAUCUUGCCCAAAAAACUGAAGACUACUGAAGUAAAGCCAACACCAAACAAAGAACGUUUGAUGGAGGUAUUCGAGACGGUCGGCGAGGUCAGCGACAUCCGCCUUGUGAUGCUAAGGCCUGGCCGAAGCAAAGGUUAUUGCUACGUGGAGUUCAAGGAAGGGCGAUGCGUCGACGAAGCGCUGAAACUCGACCGUCACAUGAUCGACGGUAGACCGAUGUUCGUGUCGGUUUGCAAGGGUGACCCACAGCGAUCUGAAGUGUCCAGUGACGCGUCAUCGACUUCGUUCAAAUACGGCACGGGAGAGGAAAAGAACAAGUUGUUCGUGAAGAACGUUCCCAAAUCUGCUACUGAAUACCAGUUGGAAGAAUUGUUCAAGGUUUAUGGAAAGUUGAGAAGCGUUCGUUUGGUGACGUACAAAAGCGGUGCUUCUAAAGGCCUGGCAUAUAUCGAGUAUGAAGACGUCGAAUCGGCCACUAAAGCCCUGGAGAAGACGGAUGGCACAUAUUUCCAUGGCAAGCAGUUGAUGGUGUCCAUCAGCAAUCCUCCUCCGCGAAGGAGCGAAGGCGAAGACGGCGGCAUACGCUUCGCGAAGAUUUUGAAACAAGCGCAUGUCAGCAUUGGCGGCAGGGAGGCACGCAGUAGGCAGCGCGUUCAACUCCUGCCCCGCAGCAUUCUACUCUCAUUAAGAUUUUGGAAUUUUCUUUUUGCUUAUUCACUUCCUCCUAUUAAUGUUUACAACCAUGCAUGUAUUGAACUGUUCAAUAGGAUCGACGACAUAGAGGAUAACUCAGUUUUGCGGCGUGGAAUGCCAGUCACACAUAAAAUAUAUGGUGUACCCCUAACCAUCAAUUCUGCGAACUAUGUUUACUUUUUGGCACUGCAGGAGACAAUGCGUUUGAAUCAUCCCAAAGCGGUAGAAAUAUUUACCGAGCAGCUAUUGGCCCUCCAUCGCGGACAGGCCUUGGACAUUUACUGGCGAGACACGGUUAGUUGUCCAACCGAAGAGCAGUACACCGAAAUGGUCUUGCAGAAAACAGGUGGUCUCUUCUUCCUUGCCAUUAAGUUGAUGCAACUCUUCUCUGACAACAAACAAAACUACUCACAACUUCUGACUGCGCUGUCUAUCUAUUUUCAGAUUCGCGACGAUUACUGCAAUUUACAAGCACCUGAUUACUUCGAAAAGAAAAGUUUUGCCGAGGAUUUGACCGAAGGAAAAUUUUCAUUCCCUAUUAUUCACGCAGUUCGUACUUUUUCAGACGAUGACCGAAUCAUAAGUAAGAUAUUUUGCAUUAAAGCUGUGAUAUUUACUGCAUUUAUCUCUUGAUU